UAGAACAGUGAAGAAUUAAACAUUGAAUAAUCAACAUUUCCGAUCCUACUGCGUUGACGACAGUUCGCUUUUUUGUUGUUAUCGUUCCCUUUGUGUAAUCGUGUCGUAUAUUUUUGUCAUAUUACUUUACUGAGUUAUAAAAUAAACCUUGAAUAAAACGGUAAUAACAACAUUAACAAACAAUUCGUGCCUAUUAAAAAUAUUAUGUCUCGGUAAUCAUUUUAUAGAAAGACUUUGUUUACAAACAAAAGAAAAAAAAUGUGGUCACAUUUAGAACGUGGCAGUUCACCAGUGGACUGGUGUGAAUCAAAUUAUUCUAUAUCACCAGUUAUAGCCGAAUUUGUUAACACCAUCAGCAAUAUAUUGUUUUUCUUAUUCCCACCAGUACUCAUACAUUUAUUUCAAGAAUAUGCCAAAUUCUUCAACCCAGCCAUAAAUGUUUUGUGGGUUCUUUUAAUGGUUGUAGGACUUAGUUCAGCUUAUUUCCAUGCAACAUUGAGUUUAGUGGGUCAGUUACUUGAUGAGCUUGCUAUUUUAUGGGUGUUCAUGGCUGCUUUUGCAAUGUUUUUACCUAAAAGAUAUUUUCCUAAAUUCUUAGGAGGAAACAGGAGAGUUUUAGCGUUCUAUUCAAGUGUGAUUUCUGUGGUGUCGACGGGACUUCUAGUGAUGCACCCGAAAGCAAAUGCGUUUGCUCUCAUGACGCUUGCUCUACCAGCAAUUGGAUUCUUAUGUAAAGAAUUAAACAGAGUAAAAUGUGCACGCGUUUAUCGUUUGGGAUUGCGAUGUGUGGCGGUCUGUUUCUUAGCAAUAUUCUCUUGGAUAAUAGACCGUAUGUUCUGCGAUACAUGGCUCUCCAUAAACUUCCCAUACAUGCACGGUGUUUGGCACAUUCUUAUAUUCAUAGCUAGUUACACAGCUCUCGUCCUCUUCGCAUACUUCAAUGUGUCUGAGGAGCGACCCGAACAGAAACCACAAUUGAAGUAUUGGCCCAAAAACGACUUCGAACUUGGUGUUCCGUAUAUAACUUUAAGACAUCCGUGCAAGAAAGACACACAUUUAGCCAUUUAAAAUAAAUGGUUCUGUUAAUUUGAUUAUUUAAAAUGUGUGUACAUAUAAAGCAAUUCAAAUCAUACGUCAUAAUCGCACGUCGAUCAAUGGCAGCUCGACAUUUCUCUUUUUUUAUUUAAUUGAAUAUUAUCGUUUCUUUAAAUUAUCAGAUGUUUUGAAGAUGUAUGUGAUAAGACGCGUUUUUCUCAUCAGUAGAAUUAGUUAAUUAUAUUUUGUGUGAUCCUAGAAAGUGUGCCAAUCUGUGAUUAUUAGAUUACUAAUGAUAAAGUGCAAUGAUAUUUUAUUAUUAUUAUUUUGAUGACAGCAGCUACACUCGCAACAGCUUGACAAUCCAGCUAUUUAUGUAUAUACGAUGUUAUUUAAAUUAAUUAUUGUGGCUGAAAUAUAAUAGUUGUAUUUAAGUCGUACGGCGUACCGUAACAUAUGUAGUGAAUGGUACCUAUGGACUUAUUGAUCAUUCUUGUUUAUUUUUGCAAUCACAAUUGUGUCAUGUUUCAGAUAUAAUAAAUCAGUUUAUUUUUUGAAAUUCUUCUAAAAUCUAAGCUAAAAAUACCCAAUUAAAUAAAUUUUUUAUUGUUUCAGUAUUUUUUUAAAAAUUAUAUUAUUUUUUCUUUUUAAUUUAAUCGGUAAUUGUUUUAAAAAACAAGAGAAAACAUCACAAUGCUUUUUAAUGUAUUUAUAAAUUAUUUCUUUAUUAAAAAUAUUAGUUGUCUUUUGAUUCGAUUAAACAGAUGCCUUUGCCUAUAAAACUAAUGUUUUAUGUUUACAAAAGUACAAUUUGCUUAAAUUAAAACUAGAGUAUUUACAAAAUUUAUG
Messenger RNA from Nymphalis io (European peacock), 1884 nucleotides. RefSeq names its product alkaline ceramidase (gene bwa). The record is from RefSeq and is a predicted model, not a curated record. NCBI's taxonomy places the organism in Eukaryota, Metazoa, Arthropoda, Insecta, Lepidoptera, Nymphalidae. Gene Ontology annotation, molecular function: hydrolase activity, acting on carbon-nitrogen (but not peptide) bonds, in linear amides. The coding region runs from base 259 to 1068 and encodes 269 amino acids. The transcript has 5 exons. Gene Ontology annotation, biological process: ceramide metabolic process. Gene Ontology annotation, cellular component: membrane.